AUGGUGAACUCGCUCCCCGACGACAUGGGCCCCAUCGACCCGGCGAAGCGGGACCCGAACCUGCCGCCGGCCAAGUACCUCGGCAAGCCCCACAUCGGCCAGGUGAAGCACGAGAGCGACGUCAAGGGCAUGGCCUGGAGCCCCGACGGGACGAUGAUGGCCGCGGGCGGCUACGACAAGAAGAUCAUCAUCUGGGACGUCGAGACCUUCGACAAGGUGCGCACCAUCGAGACCGAGGACUGGGUCGAGUGCCUCGACUGGAGCCCCGACGGCGAGCUCAUCGGCUGCGGCGGCGGCUUCGACAAGAAGGGCAAGAUCUACGAGUUCGAGACGGGCGAGCUCAUGGAGGACCUCGAGCACGGGGGCAUCGUCUACGCCUGCGCCUUCGCGCCCAAGGCCAACGUCUUCGCCUGCGGCUGCUUCGAGAAGAUGGUGACGCUGUGGCACUCGACGCGGGGCCACAUGAUCACGUCCAUCACGACGGAGGGCGUGCUCAAGGCGCUGGCCUGGCACCCGGAGAACACGGCCAUCGCGUCCGGGGGCUUCUGCGCGGCGGUGACGGUCUGGAAGAUGAACGUCGACGAGGAGAAGCCCAAGGAGGAGAUUCUGUGGCGCAACGAGUUGGAGAACAUCGCCGCGGACUGCCGGAGCCUCGCCUACAGCGCCGACGGCACGAAGCUCGUGAGCGGCGACUGGGCCGACAAGCUGAUCUUGUGGGACUCGGCGACGGGCGAGAAGAUCUGGGAGAUCGCGAACCCGGAGGAGAAGCACUACUUCGCCGUCGCGUUCUCGCCGGAGAUGGACGUCGUCGUCGCGGGCGGCUGGGACUGGCGCGCGACCAUGUACCGCGUCGCCGACAAGGAGAAGCUCGACGACUGCUACAUCGGCGCGGAGACGGAAGACCACGUCGGCGGCCAGACCGUCCGCAACGUCCGCUUCUCGCCCGACGGCAAGGUCGUCGCGUUCUGCUCCGACGACCGGCAGGUCCACUUCUGGCCCCGCGACGACAAGACGCGGCUCCCCAUCGGCGCCGAGGAGGACGUCGAGUGA
Messenger RNA from Aureococcus anophagefferens, 1050 nucleotides. RefSeq lists its product as hypothetical. The record is from RefSeq and is a predicted model, not a curated record. Gene Ontology annotation, molecular function: protein binding. Bases 1 to 1050 code for a protein of 349 amino acids. The transcript has a single exon. NCBI's taxonomy places the organism in Eukaryota, Pelagophyceae, Pelagomonadales, Pelagomonadaceae.